Molecule: messenger RNA, 1821 nt
Organism: Piliocolobus tephrosceles (Ugandan red Colobus)
Lineage: Eukaryota; Metazoa; Chordata; Mammalia; Primates; Cercopithecidae
Gene: PSPH
Product: phosphoserine phosphatase
Exons: 8
Coding region: 757-1434 (225 amino acids)
Biological process (GO): dephosphorylation; L-serine biosynthetic process
Cellular component (GO): cytoplasm
Molecular function (GO): L-phosphoserine phosphatase activity; magnesium ion binding
Source: RefSeq, a predicted model, not a curated record
CUCUGUCGCCCAGGCUGGAGUGCAGUGGCGCGAUCUCGGCUCACUGCAAGCUCCGCCCCCCGGGUUCACCCUUUUAUGUCUUUCAUUGGAGCUUUCUGGACCGUGUGCUUGACGGUGCCCUAGGUGCCGUGGGGACACACGCGAGUCUGAUAAGCACCCUCCCCCGGGAUCAUCCAGGCUGUGAGGCCUAGCGAAGAUGAAGAUAGAAUGCAAGGUAGAAAGUGCUGGAUACCUUUAGAAAGCUGCAGAACUGGUGCGAUGGGAGUUAAGACGUAAGAACCUGCCCGUCGGUAGGGCUCUGGAUGCUGCUGAGGCCCGAGGCCCCCAUGGCAGAUUUGAAAACUCACCCUUGUAGAGUCAUUCCUGCCUUUGAGAGGACUCCCUGUUAAGGCGCUGAGCCCUGGGAGGAGGAGAGGACUGGUUCGGGGAGCCCCUCCCCUGGGGCGGGGCCAAAGCGUCCUUCCAGCCCGGCUUUGCAGAACAGAGAUCUGGUGUCUCCAGUUUACAGAAGCACUUGCAGAACUCAUCAGAAGCCAUCCCGCUUAUCAGCAGAUUUCAAGAGAGCGUUCAGUGGAGGCCCUGAGUCUGCACAGUUCACCUCCCUGGGAACUGCUCGCCUGAGCGUUGGAGCCGGCGCUGGCCCCCUGCAGCCGAAAGGAGCCCCGGAGGCCCAGGACAUAGCGGAAGGAACAGGAAGAGAAGAGUGUGGUCUACUAGAAAUCUAGCACUGGAGACACGAGGAAAAUUCUUCCAACAAUGGUCUCCCACUCAGAGCUGAGGAAGCUGUUCUACUCAGCAGAUGCUGUAUGUUUUGAUGUUGACAGCACGGUCAUCAGAGAAGAAGGAAUCGAUGAGCUAGCCAAAAUCUGUGGCGUUGAGGACGCAGUGUCAGAAAUGACACGGCGAGCCAUGGGCGGGGCAGUGCCUUUCAAAGCUGCUCUCACAGAGCGCUUAGCCCUCAUCCAGCCCUCCAGGGAGCAGGUGCAGAGGCUUAUAGCAGAGCACCCCCCACACCUGACCCCCGGCAUAAGGGAGCUGGUAAGUCACCUACAGGAGCGAAAUGUUCAGGUUUUCCUAAUAUCUGGUGGCUUUAGGAGUAUUGUAGAGCAUGUUGCUUCAAAGCUCAAUAUCCCAGGAACCAAUGUAUUUGCCAAUAGGCUGAAAUUCUACUUUAAUGGUGAAUAUGCAGGUUUUGAUGAGACACAGCCAACAGCUGAAUCUGGUGGAAAAGGAAAAGUGAUUAAACUUUUAAAGGAAAAAUUUCAUUUUAAGAAAAUAAUCAUGAUUGGAGAUGGUGCCACAGACAUGGAAGCCUGUCCUCCUGCUGAUGCUUUCAUUGGAUUUGGAGGAAAUGUGAUCAGGCAACAAGUCAAGGAUAACGCCAAAUGGUAUAUCACUGAUUUUGUGGAGCUGGUGGGAGAGCUGGAGGAAUAACAUCCACUGUCACACAGCUCCGAAUACCUUCGGAUGGAUUUUUACAAGUGAUACAGGUUGAUACUGUUUGCUUACAAUUGCCUAUUACCACUUGCUAUAGAAAGUUGGCACAGAUGAUCUAUACUUUAAGCUACAGUUAGGACUCCUAGAAGAUUGCUUUUUUUUUUUUUUUUUAAACUGUAGUUCCAGUAUUAGAUGAUGACUGUUGAUUUCCUGUAGAGUUUUGUAAUCUGAAUUCUUUCUGUAUAUUCCUAGCUAUAUUUCAUACAAAGUGUUUUAAGGGUGGAGAGUCAAACACCUUUACUCUUAGAAAGAUGGAUUCGGCAGCCUUCGGUGAAUAUUGGUUUCCCUUUGGUAUAUCAAUAAAAGUUUAUCCAUGUGUCAGAA